GAAUUCGCAGGCAUUCCAACCGCCAACCGCAGCGGACGGGCCGCGGGCGGUCCCUUGGCGACAGGCAUAAACGUGCGUCAGUGUUGAGAGAUUACACUUAUCACUGUGAAAAUCGUUUACCAUUUUAUCAGGAGUUUAUCUUCACCACUUCGAAGAUAUUUACAACAUUCAACUCUGAACUGUGAUAUUAUAUUACAGACUUUCUUUAGUCAAAAAUGAAACGAAAGAUUAAUCAAGCCUCUGCGUCAAGGAAGAAAGCAAAGGCAGGCAGUGAACAAGAUCAAGUACUGAAAGCAGAUUUCUUUGCAGGGUUAAAAUGCUUUAUUCACCCUGCAAACUUUGGUGUAGGUAGACUCAAUAUAUUUCAGAAACUGGUGAAGAACAAUGGUGGAGAUGUUUACGAUACAUUGCCGUGGGCUUGUGAAAGGGUUACUCAUGUGAUCUUUGAGGAGUCUUUGGAUGCUGACAAGAUCCAAAAGUUGAUUGAUCCAUCACAGUAUCAAAAUGCCAUUUUUGUAAGAUGUUCUUGGUUAAGUGCUUGCUCAAAAUCCAAAACUAAGAUUGAGACCAAAGAUUUUGAUAUCAAACUGUCAUCAGAAUGUUCAAAGGAUAAGAAGAAUAUAUCGUUUUCAUCUGAACCACCAAAAGUAAACAGUCAGAGUACAAAUGUGCUACAAAAUGCAGCUUGUUGGGAUUCCAUAUCAGGAAAGAAAAGAAGCAAAGACCCCAUUGUUACAACCACCAUACAGUCCGGAGAACAGGAUGAGAAUUUGCUUUCUAGUGAGAGAGAAGGGCCGUUACCAGAGAGCUCCACAAGAUGUGAAACCAAAGAUAUUAGCCCCUCAGUUAAAGAUCAUCUUCAGAAAGAUACAGAUACAAGGAAUGCAAGUAGAGAAGAUGGUAAUACCUCAGAAGAAAAUAUUACAAGGAAAGGGAGCUUCAAAAAAAGAAAGUUCUUUCCCAAAGAACUAAAGGAGAAAUUUGCCUGCGCAAGACCCUCAAGCAGUCAGGUCAAAGAUUUCAAUUGCCACAUUACUGUAGAGCUUGAGAAGUUAGCUGCAGCUUACAAAAGCAAAAAAGACACAUGGAGAGCCCUUGGAUAUCAGAAAGCUAUUUCUGCCAUUCGUAACUACCCAAGGCCUAUUACAUCCAGAGAGGAGGCCCUCAGUAUCCGUGGCGUGGGAGGACGCUUAGCAGACAAAGUUGCAGAGAUUGUAGAAAGUGGGAAACUAAGGAAAGUAGCUGAAGUGUGUGAGGAUGAAGAAGCUAAAACACUGCAGCUCUUCAUGGGUGUCUGGGGAGCUGGACCAACCACAGCACAUGGCUGGUACAUUCAGGGAUACAGAACACUGGAAGAUCUACAAGAAAAAGGGAAUUUGACUAGACACCAGCAAAUUGGUCUGAAGUACUAUGAUGAUAUAAAUAGCCGCAUCCCUCGUGAAGAAGUUGCAGAAAUUGAGAAAUACGUCCGGUCUGCUGCACUUAGUAUUAUAAAAGGGCUGAUUGUGAUGGUGUGUGGCUCAUACAGACGUGGCAGAGCAACUUGUGGAGAUGUUGAUGUGCUGGUGACUCACCCUGAUGGCCAGUCUCAUGAAACUAUAUUCCAACCACUCUUGAAUAAGUUGAGGGAAACAGGUUUUUUAACUGAUGACCUUGUUACUCAAGACGAUAAUGGUAACCAGAAGAAAUAUCUUGGUGUAUGCAAAUUACCAGGAGAAGAUAGAAAGCACAGACGAUUGGAUGUGAUUGUGGUCCCAUACAGUGAAUUUGCUCCAGCUUCAAUGUAUUUUACUGGCUCUGCUCAUUUUAAUAGAUCUAUGAGGCUGCUGGCUAUCAAAAUGGGAAUGAGUCUGUCAGAGCAUGGACUUCGGACUGGGAUCAUAAGACAGAAAGGAGAGAAACUGACAAAAGGGCAGUUGCUUCACACACCCACAGAGGAGUCUAUCUUCAAGCAUCUUGGACUGGAUUAUCGUUCACCCGAGGAGAGAGAUCAUUGACCUCAUCAUUGUAGAGAGGCCUAGGGUGGAGUAAAGAAGAGCCUAGGCCUUGAGUGGAUAGGAGAAUCAAACUCAAGAGGUGCAGAGUAGUCUUGUCUAUUUUACAGCGAGCAUGUGGUAUAAAUACAAUAUGGGAAAUGUGUUGUCUGCAGCUGAGUACGCUGAUAGGCUGAACGGCUGCAUCCCACUCUCCUGUGUCAUGGCAAAUCAGCACACACACUGACCUCACUGGCAGCAUCCCACCAGCAACCUCAGCACUCAGCUGUAACCUGCUUGCCUGCUGGCUGGCCAUGCAGAGGCAACUAUGGCAGGCAAGGCUGUGCCGGUGCCAAGUGAGGAGAUUGUGGCAUCCGCCACAUCAUAUUCUGAACACAGAAACACUGACACCAUCUGCAUUCAUUAUUUAUCUAUGCAAUUAAUGGCAGAACUUGAUUUUGACACAUCUAGUGAUAGCAAUUAAGAUUGAAAUGCACUUUUAGAGGCUGAUGUGAGAGUUAAAGGGAUGAGAGGCAAAAUCCCAAGUCUGUUUCUCCUAGCUGUAGAGGCCAUAUAUGGUCUAGAGAAAGAGGUUUAGAGUGUUGUCGUGGUGUAUGACAUUUUCUGACUUUUAAUAAUUCAGACCAAAGUAUGGAACCAGUCAGAUGCUUUAUUGCUUUUCAAGUAUAAAUUUGUUUUUAAUUUAUUUAACUUAAUGAAAAAAGAGGCUAUGAUCCAUAGAUAUAGAGAUAUCUGUAUAAUAUAUUUAACUUAAUCUUAACAUUUUAGUUUACCUAAGAAAAAAUUACCGUAUUGCAGUGUUUACCUCAAUACAAAAAGUAUGCAAUUAAGAUUUUAUUUAUCCAUUAAUCCACUCUCCAUGAGCCAUACACAAAUACAAACUAGGAAAAAAUCACCCCCAGUAAAAUUCAACCACUUAAAUCAUCAUCAUUUUUAAAAACAGAUAUUGCUCUAAUUAAGAGGAAAAUAUUAGGCAGCAUAACAUUCAGUAUAUCCAGUGGCAGUUCCUCCCCUGCAUAUCUUAGCAAUUCAUUUGUCUGGUGAUUUUGGAUAUCAAUAUCAGAUAGUUGUGGAAUAGCUGUUUAUAUUUGAUAAAUAGCUAUAUUCAUAUUUUAUGUGUGUAUUGAUGUAGUAUGUUUUUAUUGAUUUUUAAGUAUGUAUUUGUAUAUUUUAAAUAAUUUUUUAUGAUGUUUCAUUUGAAAUCCUCUUAUAGAUUUUAUAUAUUUAUCAUUAGUUUUGAGGUAAUCAUACCUUUUCUUUUUAAUAGGAAUUGGACAAUUACUAAAAAGUGAUAAUACCCAAAUAAUUAUGUAUAAAUGGAUGUCCUUUUGUGGCUACUGUUGUGACACUUCCUAUAAGUAAUGCACUGUACACUGUUCAUUGUCAGUGUGAAAUGCCCUUCCAUGAUCAACAUCUACUUAUACAUUGCAUUUAUGUUAAUCUUUCAUCCUGGAGUAUGUGAUAUUUUAAAAUAUUAAAUAUGUUUUCAAAAGAUUGGUAUAAAAUGCUGUUUAUAAAUUAAAUAUAUAUAA
Messenger RNA from Penaeus chinensis, 3526 nucleotides. Its product is annotated as DNA polymerase lambda-like. Gene Ontology annotation, biological process: double-strand break repair via nonhomologous end joining. Gene Ontology annotation, cellular component: nucleus. Gene Ontology annotation, molecular function: DNA-directed DNA polymerase activity; DNA binding. The coding region runs from base 216 to 1997 and encodes 593 amino acids. Lineage: Eukaryota; Metazoa; Arthropoda; Malacostraca; Decapoda; Penaeidae. The record is from RefSeq and is a predicted model, not a curated record. The transcript is spliced from 10 exons.